Messenger RNA from Daldinia loculata, 2938 nucleotides. RefSeq names its product general substrate transporter. NCBI's taxonomy places the organism in Eukaryota, Fungi, Ascomycota, Sordariomycetes, Xylariales, Hypoxylaceae. Gene Ontology annotation, biological process: transmembrane transport; carbohydrate transport. Bases 529 to 2205 code for a protein of 558 amino acids. Gene Ontology annotation, molecular function: carbohydrate:proton symporter activity. The transcript has 5 exons. Gene Ontology annotation, cellular component: membrane. The record is from RefSeq and is a predicted model, not a curated record.
GUUCAACGAUCCAGGAUGAGUCUUAGAGCCAGCCUUAGUAGUACCACCUUCGUAGCCGUAGCCGUAGCCGUAGCCCAUCUGUAGCCAUCUGUAUUCCUCGUUGCAAAGGUUCAGUCUAGCGUGGUCUGCGUGUCCAGUUCCACCUCUCACGAGCCUUUUUGAUCUUCUUGGCUUUGUCUGCAUACAGUGUCAAAGUGUCUGCAUGUCAGGUAAUGACCUUUGUCAGCAAACAAACUUGGUCUAGGUAGUAUUUCUCCAUCAUUUAUAUGAGGGUCAGGCCCGCCCUUCUCCGGACUCUCCAGGUCUUACUCCCACACCUCCAUACGUCCCUUCAGUCUGGUACUAGAUUGAAAAUCCGGAGUCGGUCAAAUUUCACCCCUCAUUUUCGCCGAGGCCACCAUUAGAGAGAUCUUGUAGAGAGAUCUAACAAGAUCUGCCUGGAUCUGCCUGCAUAAUUGUGAACCCUCGGGAUUUUACAACGCGUUGGCUCUCUUUUUUUAUACUAAACUCCGAACCGUAUAAUUCAACAUGGCGGCGGCGACGGGGACAACGCCGACGUACAUGGGCCUUCAGGGCCGGUCGCUGUCCAUAAUGGUCAGUACGGUGGCCACCACGGGAUUUUUGCUAUUCGGUUACGAUCAAGGAGUAAUGAGCGGUAUCAUUGGUUCGACCCAUUUCUCAAAUGUCUUCACAGAAGUAAAAGGCAAUCCGACUAUGCAAGGUCUUGUCACCGCCAUUUACGAGAUCGGAUGUCUCAUUGGCGCCAUGUUCAUUCUCGGAGUCGGUGAUUUACUGGGUAGAAGAAAGGCAAUGAUACUGGGAGGAUUUAUCAUGAUUAUCGGCGCCACAAUUCAAGUCACUUCGUUCCCGGGCCACCAACCGCUAGCUCAAUUUAUCAUUGGUAGAGUCGUCACUGGCGUCGGCAAUGGUAUCAACACCUCUACUAUUCCGACUUAUCAAGCUGAAUGUAGCAGAACUUCCAACAGAGGUUUACUUAUCUGUAUCGAAGGCGGUAUUAUCGCAUUUGGUACUGUGAUUGCGUACUGGAUCGACUAUGGCUGCAGCUUUGGCAGCGAGGAUCUUUCAUGGCGUUUCCCUAUCGCUUUCCAGAUCAUUUUCGGUCUCUUCGUAUGCAUUUCUAUGAUUUUCCUGCCCGAAAGUCCUCGUUGGCUUCUCACCCACGAGCGGUAUGAGGAUGCUGAGACUGUCAUCUCGGCCCUGCGAGGUUUUGAGAUGGGCAGCGAAGAAACUCACACGGAAAGAGACAUCAUCUUAGAUUCCAUUCGUGCCAGUGGUUUCUCCGGCCAGAAGAGCACCCCGAUGAAAGCCCUCUUUACUGGCGGCAAGACCCAACAUUUCCGACGUAUGCUGCUUGGCUCUAGCAGUCAGCUGAUGCAGCAAAUAGGCGGUUGUAACGCAGUCAUUUACUACUUCCCUAUUCUAUUUGAGGACAGCAUCACUCCGGGCGAUGAGAACUUGGCACUGCUCAUGGGUGGCGUGAACAUGAUCGUCUAUGCAAUCUUUGCUACGACCUCUUGGUUUAUCAUCGAGCGGGUUGGCCGACGAAAGCUAUUCCUUUACGGAACUAUCGGACAGUGCCUGUCGAUGGUUCUCACGUUCGCUUGUCUUAUUCCUGGUCCUCAUAUUCCCGGUCAAGCAUCCAACGCGGCCAAGGGUGCAGCCGUUGGUCUUUUCACCUACAUCGCCUCAUUUGGCGCGACUUGGCUCCCGCUCCCCUGGUUGUAUCCUGCUGAGAUCAACCCCAUCAAGACUCGCGCGAAGGCAAACGCUACCUCGACUUGCACAAACUGGCUAUUCAACUUCCUUAUCGUCAUGAUUACGCCAAUUAUGAUCAGCAACAUCGGUUGGGGCACUUAUCUGUUCUUUGCCGUCGUCAAUGCCUGCUUCUUGCCCAUCAUCUGGUUCUUCUACCCCGAAACAGCCAAGCGAUCGCUUGAAGAGAUUGACAUCAUCUUCGCUAAGGGAUUCGUGGAGAAGAAGUCUUACGUCAAGGCUGCGGAAGAACUACCCCUUCUCAGUCCCGAGGAGGUCGAACAAGAAGCUCUUAAGUACGGACUUAUCGAUGUUGCCGCUAGGGGUGCGGCGCGUUCUGCUGGCCCUGCUGGCGUGGUUCAAGAGAAGGCUCUCAGUGAAAAGAGCGGGAAGAGCGACGAGGCUGGAAGUCGCGAGGAGAUUGAGAACUAGGAGAUUAUUGACUCCUAGUACUGCUUCUGGUUGGUACCAAUAAUAUGGUUGACCACAACAACCACUGGUGCAUAAACUUGAUAAUACUUCGAUUAACGAAGUUACUGGAGCCAGAUUUGCUCCAGACCAAUUUGGAUGGUAGACUGGUCAGAUAGACCUGGAUUCGCCCAGAACCAGAUUUCAUAGAUCUACACUUACUUAAAUGGGGGUUGAAGGUGCAAGAUACCCAUAUUGCUAUAACGCAAAACGUUGAUAGUCAGUACAUUCUUUAUAACACCCAAGAAACUGGCAUGUAGGCUACUUGGUUGAACCCGCAUAGAAUCGUGACGAUAUCAAACUAAGACGAGUUUCCUUUUUGUCAGUGGUGGCUACAACAAAAGUUAACCCUACUUGACUUGGACUUCUCAGAUUCCCUUUACGAAACCGUCUGGGAGCCGAUUAUGGUAGGUAACUGUCAAAUAAAUCGGCUUAUUAAUUUGCUUGCAUCUGUUGCUUGUUUUAGCAAAACCCAACGUCAGAAGCCAUUGAUUUCGAUAGAUUCCUCUAGUGAAUAAAUUGGGCCUGCUGAGUUCUAUGCUGUAUAGGUUGUUACGUUUGUGAUAUCGUGGCUAUUUGUCUGUUUGAAUCUUCCGUGACUAUCUAGGCAUGUUUCUGUGCAAUUGGAAGAAGAAUGACGCCUUUACGUGCUAGAGAGAUACACUCUUUUCGUGAAAACUCAGAAGAUUGCUCUAGG